UUGGAUGCCUACAGCUUACCUUUCUCUCCUAUAUAUAUAUUUAUCCUCUUUUAAACCUCACCUAGAAUUUAAAAAGAGAAGCCACAUUUUAAGGCCUUUGGGUCUCUCUCUCUCUCUCUCUCUCUCUCUCUCUCUCUCUCUCUUUGAAGUCAAACUCUCAGAGUCUCAUACUCCAACACACUUCGUUUCAGCUUCUGCACGACACAAAUGGAUGAGUACAAGAGGAGCCAUGUUCCAGCUUUUGGGAGCUGGGAUUGCAACGAUGAUUUGCCAUUCACGCAGUGCUUUGAGUCAGCGAGGCAGGCUGGGUUGCUUCGAUACAGCUAUUCUGAGGAUCGUGAUUUGUAUGUGGCUGGUGACUUGUACCAGAAUGAUGUGAUGACUCCGGCCAUGAUUGUCGUGCCUCGUCGAACGACAAGAGACUCCUACUCAGAUGAGAAAGAAGAGAAAAACCAAGGUUGGGUGUGUGAUGUGAAGGAGCCACCAAGUCCCAUUCCAACCCCACGAAGACCAUUUCCCAAAGCUGUUGACGAAGAUUUGUACAAGAUCUCUCCCUCUCUCCUUCGCAACAAUAAAUCUAGAAGAAAGAGAGUAAUGGGCUUCUUUUCAAGCUGCCUCCUUCCUACCUGUUUUCUGUGAAUGUGAAGCUCUACGUGGGGCUACAGUCUAUGUAUUUAUAUAUAUAAGAAAAAUGGGAAGAGCUGAGAGAAUACAUGUAUGGUGUCUUAGGCGCUUGAAGAAGAAGAAGAGAGAAUCAUUAUUAUUAUUAUUAUCAUAUGAUAAUGAUCAGUGAUCAUCAUCUUCUUGCUAAUUUCCUUUCAGUAUAUGUAAAAGAAAAUGUAGAACAUGGAGGAGGGAGACUACUGAGUGUGAAUCUUCUUUUCCAGUUGUGUUGAGUCUUUUCAGAGAUCUCUGAUUCAACUGAUCAGGAGGUGUAGGCAUGUAGCAUCCAUCAUCAUCGCUCAUUUCUUAUGUACUACUUUAUAUUUGUGUAGGGGGUGUAAUUAGUAAUUACUUACUUUCAUUGCUCUCUCAUGGUCUGUACCAAACAUUUGAUAUGGAAUUUCAUUUUAUUGGGGCUUCUGCCUAUUUCUUCUUUCA
Messenger RNA from Vitis vinifera (wine grape), 1101 nucleotides. RefSeq lists its product as uncharacterized. NCBI's taxonomy places the organism in Eukaryota, Viridiplantae, Streptophyta, Magnoliopsida, Vitales, Vitaceae. The coding region runs from base 208 to 639 and encodes 143 amino acids. The record is from RefSeq and is a predicted model, not a curated record. The transcript has 4 exons.